CCGCCAUUGUCGGUGUAUAAUAUGUGUUAAACGGUGUAUCGUCGACCCACUAUAUAUUAUUAUAAAACAACAACCGGCGAUAGCGGACUUCCGAUGUGACGGACUCUGGCCGGGGAAUCCUCGCCAAACCGACAGUGCCGUCUAUUAGACUGUUGGAACGUUACCGUGUUUGUGCGUCGUUUGAGCGGCGCGACCGUUAGGCACCGUCGUCUUGUGUGAAUCGUUAACUUAAUAAUAAUACACUAUACUUGCACACACUCGGGCCAAAUCACGAGUGGUGGUACGACCAACAGGUACGUUCGGUCGUAACAGUGUGCGUGCACUGGCCAGAUAGGGCGGCGAGAACGGUGAGUGCGGGCACGGUGGAAAAUCAAUAUAGGCUCUCUAGUUUUUCCCGGCAGAGAAAAAAAAUCGUUUUUCGUCUAUACCGCGGAUGUGAAGUUUUCGGUCGGCCGACAAGUCGCACAUUUGCACGGAUACAAUUAUUUAUUAUUAUCCUCGCCUCACAUACAUAUGUAAUAUUAUUAUUAUCAUACCGCCACGGUGUACUCGCAUUUUUUCCCCCAGUAACUUUUGAGCGGCUCUCCGCCGGAGUGCGUUGCGGACCGCCAGGUGGCGCCGCCGCCGUCCUUGUCCCCUUUAUCGACCGAGCUUUUGAUCCCCCCGUCCUACUGCCCCCUUUUCGCCACGGACUUCCAGAACCGAGUUCGAGACCGUAGCCACUCGUGUGUAGUGCACACACGCUCGCUUCAAGUGUCCGCGGCAGAUUCGAAAACAACAACAACAACCAAAAAAAAAAAACAGCAGCAGGAACAGCGCCGCUUAUCGACCGACCGAUGAGACACGUCUGAGUCGCGGAGUGCACACGUCCCAGCAAACGCGCGCCCGCCGUCGUCACCGUCGCCGCCCUCUCCCCAAAAAAAACUAUCCACUCUAUACUUAGGUAUCUCUAUCGCCGAGUUCACUGCAAAGGACUCCGAAGUCCACACGUAACAGCAGCACACGCAAAAACCCCACAGCGGCGUUAGGUCGAGAUGGCCGGUCAAGACAACAAAUGGGUGAAGGAAGGAGCCGAUCAGAAUUUCGAUUACAUGUUCAAGCUGCUGAUCAUCGGCAACAGCAGUGUGGGUAAAACGUCGUUUCUGUUCCGGUACGCCGACGACAGCUUCACGUCCGCGUUCGUGUCCACCGUGGGCAUAGACUUCAAAGUCAAAACAGUGUUCAGGCACGACAAGCGCGUCAAACUCCAGAUAUGGGACACGGCUGGCCAAGAACGUUACAGGACCAUCACUACGGCAUACUACAGAGGCGCCAUGGGAUUCAUUCUGAUGUACGACAUAACUAACGAGGAGUCGUUCAACAGCGUCCAGGACUGGGUGACGCAGAUCAAGACGUACUCGUGGGACAACGCGCAAGUAAUACUGGUUGGCAACAAGUGCGACAUGGAACACGAGCGGGUGAUAUCCUACGAAAGAGGAAAGGCGCUGGCCGAUGAGCUGAACAUCGAGUUCUUUGAAACAUCUGCAAAAGACAACCACAAUGUCAAGGCCGUUUUCGAACGUCUCGUGGACAUCAUCUGCGACAAGAUGUCGGAAAGUUUGGACUCGGACCCGACACUGGUGGCCGGAGCCAAGGGCACUAGACUCACCGAACAACCGCAGGGCCCGAAUAACUCGAAUUGCAACUGUUAAUUUUGAAUACCGUUGUAUUAUAAUUUUUUUUUUUUAAUAAUAAGCAAACAACCCGUUAAAAACUUCCGUUAUAAAAAAAAAACAUAAUAACAUGAUAAAAUAUAAUAAUAUAAUACUGAAAGGCGGAAAAUUGC
Adelges cooleyi (spruce gall adelgid) is the source of this 1825-nucleotide messenger RNA. It is a transcript of the gene Rab3, whose product is annotated as ras-related protein Rab-3. The record is from RefSeq and is a predicted model, not a curated record. The coding region runs from base 1035 to 1691 and encodes 218 amino acids. NCBI's taxonomy places the organism in Eukaryota, Metazoa, Arthropoda, Insecta, Hemiptera, Adelgidae. Gene Ontology annotation, cellular component: synaptic vesicle; endosome; plasma membrane. Gene Ontology annotation, molecular function: GTP binding; GTPase activity. Gene Ontology annotation, biological process: protein localization to plasma membrane; regulation of exocytosis; protein secretion. The transcript is spliced from 4 exons.